CCACUCCACGCCCAGCCACACGCCCACCAUGGUGCUCCUCCACGUCCGCAACGACGUCGAGACGCAGUUUAUUGUAGAGACGACAACAUCAUCGUCGGUUGAUGAGGCCACCCGCCUGGUCAUUGAGACCCACAACGCCCGCCUCCGCCUCAUGCGCCUUGCUCAGGCGGUGGAUGACCUGGCGGCGUCGGGCCCUGUCGACGUCGACGCCGAGGCGGCGGCGAGUAGCAGCAAGGGCAAGGACGAGACCGACUCUGACGACGGCGAGGCGGGCGAGACCGACGAGGCCGACGCGGCGGCGGCGGGAGCGGUCCCGCGGGUCGGCGUCCCGCCGCCCGAGGACAUGGCUGAGCUGCUGCGGCGGGCAGCGGCGGAUGUGCGCGACGCCAUCGCUCCGGGCCUGGCCGAACGGCGGCAAGUGAUGCGGAUGGAGGCGCUGGCCGAAGCCGAGGAGCGGGUCAAGGGUUGUGUGGUCCUCGCCUACGGCGACGCCGGCGGCCUGCCGGAAACCGAUCCGGUCCGGCUCAUUCUCGACGGCAACGAGGUGCUUGACGGGACGCCGAUGGCGCGGAUGGUGUUUGACCCGGCCGAGGCUGUGCUGUGGUGGGCCAAGAAGCAGAUGACGCGCGGGACCGACGCCGUGCUCUCGGACUUUAUCGGACGAACGAGAAGACCAAGCUGGUGGUCAAGGUUCGCAAGAACAGCUCGCAGGGCGCGCCACCGCGCGACCCACCCAUCUCCGAGGAGGAGCGCAAGAACAUGCUUGCGUACUGGUACAAGCGCCAGGAGGAGGAAAAGGCCAUGGCCGAAGAUGACGAGGACUCGUAUCUUGCUUCCGAGUGGGCCAACCCGCGUGCGCUCAAGGCUAAGUUUACCGGCGUCAACAUCUCGCUGUGACCGUCUCGGCUCAUAUGGCGCGCUCUUGACCGCGCGAGUGCACGUGCCUCGCUGUGAGGCUGCGCGGGCCGUCCACCUCAUCAUUCCAGCCGCGAGAGCGCAACUCGGGUGACGAGGCCGUCAAAGGCCGGACCCUUCUCGAGGGCGCCGGCGGCGUCGAGCACGUAGGCCUCUCCCUCGAGGAGCAUGCCCGAGUUAUCCCACAACUCGGCGUGCGAAGCCGCGACAACGUUGCCGUCGUCGUCGACCAUGCGCGCCGCAAACGAGUUGAAGAACAGAUACGACGCCGUGUCUGGCCGGGCAAAGGUGCACGUCACGCUUGGCUGACCGUCGGAGCCCGGCUCGCCGACCUCGGCCACCGCCAGCCAGUCCUCGUUCGUC
Messenger RNA from Thecamonas trahens ATCC 50062, 1278 nucleotides. RefSeq lists its product as uncharacterized. Gene Ontology annotation, biological process: regulation of cilium movement. The transcript has 2 exons. The record is from RefSeq and is a predicted model, not a curated record. Bases 29 to 1009 code for a protein of 326 amino acids. Lineage: Eukaryota; Apusomonadida; Apusomonadidae.